This is a messenger RNA of Penicillium malachiteum, 468 nucleotides long. RefSeq names its product GFA family protein. Bases 1 to 468 code for a protein of 155 amino acids. The transcript has a single exon. Gene Ontology annotation, molecular function: carbon-sulfur lyase activity. The record is from RefSeq and is a predicted model, not a curated record. Lineage: Eukaryota; Fungi; Ascomycota; Eurotiomycetes; Eurotiales; Aspergillaceae.
AUGGGCAUGAAAGCACGCUGUCAAUGUUCCAAAAUCGAGUUCACAACAUCAGCAGAUAAACCUCUAGCACUUUAUGCUUGCCACUGCACCGAAUGUCGUCAUCAAAGCUCCUCCGCGUUCGGCAUAACAGCCGUCUUCCCAUACUUCGAGCUUCCGGAAUCCACCUCUGAUCUAGUGGGGAGUUAUACUCGCGUUACUUUGAAGGGAAGGCCUAUGGAAUGCCUUUUCUGUAAAAACUGUGGUGCUCGAAUACUACAUCGCUUUCGUGAUGCGAUGCCUGCGCCUGGUGAACAGUCAAAGCCAACCUCGACUACUAAUGUGAAGGGUGGAUGUCUUGAAGGACUGGAUCAGGAAAUGAUGAAGAGUAUUGUCCAUAUCUGGACUAAGCAUGCGGUUAUUAAGAUUCCUGAAGGGGUGGAACAGUGGGAAGAGGCGCCGCCUUUCGCGAAUCCCUUGGAGCGCCCAUAA